Molecule: messenger RNA, 5193 nt
Organism: Penicillium samsonianum
Lineage: Eukaryota; Fungi; Ascomycota; Eurotiomycetes; Eurotiales; Aspergillaceae
Exons: 1
Coding region: 1-5193 (1730 amino acids)
Biological process (GO): telomere maintenance
Cellular component (GO): nucleus
Source: RefSeq, a predicted model, not a curated record
AUGGUGGAGGUCCUCUCUGCUCGUCCGCCUACACCCCCAAGGACAGCUUCGCGCAUCGUGAUUGAAAACACCGAGUCACCACUAGCCGUUCAAACACCCAAGGAGUCACCAUUUUCUGCGCUGGGGUCCGUGGAAGCCGGUCCGUCCAGCCGCAGUUCGAAGAAAGUGAAUUUCUCGCCAUGGCCCAAGUACAUCAAACCACCAACCUUUGCUAGUGCCAUGAAAUCGGCCCCCGACUUCAAGACUAUCCCUCCGUCCCCGAACUCCAAGCCUACGAAGUCGAUCUUGAAAGCAACCCAGUCGCCAAUUCCCGUUUGGUCACCUAAUGUCGAUACAUUCACAACCGAAUCGCUCGCCAUGCUGCUCGAAUCGGUCAUCCAACAACUGGCAGGCGAGUCGAUGAGCUCCCGACGCGAUGCCUACAUGCAAUUCUUUGGCGCGCUACGCACGUACGAUGGGCUUCCGGCAGGUCAGAAGAUUACCGAAAAAUUGAAUCUUAUCACCGAGUUUAUUCAGCGAGAUGUGAAUCGGGACCUUGCGAACGGCUCCCCUCUCGACACGAAUCUUGCCAGUCAGGCUCUGAAAUUGUCAGCUGCAUUCGUUUGGCAUCCGGAGAUUUCGACACAGCUUUCGGAUGAGUUCAAAAUCUUUCUGGUCGACCACUCCAUCACUUGUCUCUAUGAGGCCAAGGCCCCGAAGUCCGUUUUGACGCACUACAUGUCCAUAUUGUCUACUCAAAACUUUGGCCCCAAGAUUAUGAACGGUGCUCGUGUAGCCCGUCUUUUAUCGGUACUACAAGAAAUCACCAACAAUAUCAGUGGCAACUCAAUUGUUUCCUAUCGAUUGAACAUUUACCAGCGGCUGCUGGGCCAAGCCAAGUCCGCUUUCAUAUCCCAAGCAAGCCUAUGGAUCGAACACUUGGUAUUCGGGCUGCUUCAUCAUUUGAAGGAUACCAGGUCAAAAGCGAUUGCACUUGGAUUCCAGUUGGCCACAGAAGCCGGCCCAAAUCCUAUACUGUCGAAAAACAUCCGGGAUCUCUUCGACAGGCCAUUGGAGCACGACCGAAAGCUUGUAACAGAGGUUGGUGAGCGCAUGACUCGAAUGAUGGCGACAGUCGAUAGUGGUGAGCAUGUUCCUCAGAUUUGGAGCGUUAUUAUCCUUCUUCUCCGGAGCAAAAGAUGGAAUCUUGAGCAAUGGGAUCAUUUUAAGGAAUGGGUUCUCGUACUCCAAAAAUGCUUCAAUUGCAGCGAGCCAGUGAUCAAAGCGCAGGCUAUCGUUGGUUGGAAUCGAUUUGUCUUUGCUCUGAGCCCCAACGAAUCGACGAGCCCAUAUAUCCUAAAAAUGCUGGGCAAACCGGUGCUCUCUCAAUUUGACCGCAGGAAGACCGACAAGUCAGGAGCACCGCCCACUCAACUUGCUCUGACCAGCUACUACAAUCUGCUAUACUACACUUUCCGUCCUUCAGCCUCAUAUCAGCACCUCGAUAUUAUAUGGGAGGAAUACGUGGUCACUCCGUCUUCAAGCAUUUUCUCAUCAGUCCCGGCUCUCAGCGACUGUCUUGCGCGCAUAUUGACAAACCUGUUGUGGAGUACGCAGGCUAAGAUAUGGUUAGAGAAUCGAAUCAAUGACACUACCAAAAUGGAAGCCGAGGAACUUCCUGCAGCCGACAGCAGAUGGGUUCGAUCAAGAAUUACCUCAAUUCUGAAGGUUUUUGAGCAUAUGUUCAAAGCCUCAGUUUGGAUCGACGACGCAGUUGGCCAAUCCCACGUGGCAUUGGCCUGGAACAGUCUGACCAGUGCUCUAUCGCUUGCGUCCAGCAAAGAGAUCACCCCUUCGGGGGAAUCGAUGCAAGCUGUUGCUAGCGUUUGGAGCCUACUCCACCGCCUUUGGACUGCAGGGCCGCCCUCGUUGAAUGCCGACACCACAGAUAUUUUCUUCGAAAGGUUCAGAUUCUUGUCUACAACAAUGAUUGUUUCGAUUGGGAGCAUUCCGUUUACCGAAAAGCUUCUCUUGAGAAACGCGGAUGGAACCGACAACGUUUCCACAAGUUCACAUCCGAGUACAACCCAAGAAAGUGCUAUUCUUCAUCUCCUUCGAAUAACCAGCAGCACCACAGGGACAAUAGCGCCGAGCGAAUCUUACACACACCUUGUCUUAGGUAACAUUGAAGCAGCAUGCAACGGGAGAUUCUCCCGAGGAUCUCGCCUCGAACUUCUCCAACAGUGUGCAGAAUUGAGCACUACGAAGACCAGUGCUAUUCCCCGUGCGCCUCAGCUGUCGGAGGUAGUUUGGAAUGCCACUGCCCAGGCGGCCGCAGAUGCUUUGCAGUCGUUCCCUAUGGAAUCCGCUCGUGGGCGCGACGGCUCUGUAUCCCGUGACUACGAAAAUGUUAUCAAGAUCCUCUCGUUCGGACUUUCGUUUCCGUCAGCCUUUCAAGACUGGUCUCAUUUGCUUGAAACCUUUGUUCGCGUGGUUCGAACAGAGAAAGGGAACCAAGCGGUUGCCACUAUGAUUGUGGAGCCAAUGGCCGAACGCCUCAUGCAUCUUUCCGCUGGAGAUACCUACUUACCCUCAACUUCACUGCUUGGCCAUUCCUUGUCUAUCCCUUUCAUGCAAGGAACCGGGCUAGGAAUUGAUCGCAGCGGCAUCCAGGCAGCUGGUCAUGCCAUCUUUCCUCAUAAACUUCUCGCGUCAAUUGCCCAAACCUUACAUGAUGCAUACCACAAUUUCAACGCAUCACAAUCCCACGGUCUUGCCGACUUUAUCGAGGCAUUGACUUCCUUUCUAGGGACCGGUGUUCCGCAAUUCCAAUGCCAAAUUCUUCAAUGUCUCCAGUCAUCACUUGAUCUUUGGUUGAAGGACGAAUUUUGCAAAAUCCAUGUUGACCGCGGCGUUGACAGCAGAAUCCUGACAGCGUGCCGUGCGCUCUCGUCAGCUACUGUCAAUAUUCUGCAAAAAUCAGUUUCCCAUGAUCUACCUUCUUUGAAUAACUUUGAGCCUAUUCUUUGCGCCGGUUUGGAGUCUUCGCACAUGUCAACAGUCAAGAAAUAUGUCGAACUUUGGGGCUUGACCUUUGGUUCACAGUCUCUUGUCACCCCUGUCACCAUUUUGCAAGCUGUACAAACUGCCGGGUCCAGAGUCCAGACCGCAACCUUGCCUCCGCAAGACGGGGAUCAGGAUACCGAGAUGUUACCUCCGCCCCCUCCGCAAGACAAAAUGGAUCGGUCAUUGCAUCAGCCGUCUCAGGACACUCAACUUUCGUCCCCUGUCAUACGGACCGAGGACUCCUCCGUUGUCCUCAAGCCAAUUGAACAGUUCCAUGAACCCCAGUUGCCGAGUAACCUUCAUCAGCCCACGGAUGCGCAAAUUGUUGAUGGCAUCUCAGUGUCUCACAAGCGUAAAGGCCAUCGUGAAAUGUUUUCGAUGAUCGAAUCCAUUCAAUCCUCGUCACCAGCUAGUACUCCACGGAAAUUGGGCUUCAAUACUCCCCCGCAUCUGCGAAAACUACAUGGAGAAUCACAGACCGAACUUCUUCUAACGCCCACUCUCGCCCCUACUGAGAAUGAAGAAGGAUUCAUCGGCUCGUCUCCUACGCCUGGGACCAGAGACCCGACACCUGCCAUGAACUCCGACGCACUCACAUCGAGCCACCUGCCUGCGGAUUUGAGUAUAGACCCUCCAUCAUCUCCCCCCGAGAUGCAAUCUCGGAGCCCAAGCCCUAGGAAGGGUCGCUCGAAAAGCGCACGGCGCAGAGCUGCAAAAGCAAGAAAGGCUCUUGUUGGUAUUACCGGCAAACAGUCAACAGUCAACAGCCCGGCUACUUCCCGUCUUGCGACGGAGAACAUAGACACACCUAUGGGUGAUGCCCAUGACUAUGAUAAUGAAAACGCCGACGCUACACCUCGAGCAAACGGAAUGACUCCCAACCGGCGACUUCGAUCUGCACUGGGUAAAGACUCAGAUACAGCAGAGCCUUCUCCGGUGCCACUGGUUGACUCUGAUAAGACACCUGUCCAACAACCUUCUCGCAGAAGUAAACCAAGCUCGAGCUCCAAGAAGAAACGGAAGCAAUCUCAGUCUAAGCCUGCAGACGAUCAACCCCAGCAAGCCACAGACGUGCCUCCUGAUAUCCUUCCGGAUAGUUUCAUGGACUCGAGUGAGGAGACAGAGACACAAAUCGCAUCGCAGCUUGGACAGGACUUGGAACUAGCAGUGGAUAUGGACGAUAGGGAUCAUUUAGAGCGAGCAAAACUUCCGGAUGGGCCAUCCAUGAAGAAGAGAAAGCGGGAUCAAGAAGAAUCUUCAUCUGUGAGAACUGACAGGCGCCGGUCGACGCGGUUGUCUACGGUUAAAGACGUGGUCAAUGCUGAGUCAUUGCAGCCUGAUGGUUCGCAUUCCCGCCAUGCCAUUCCUCAGGCGGUCUCUCCGGCUACAUCAUUGUCGCCAACUGUGACUCGCCGAUCCACCCGCAAUUCACAACGAAAAGAUGGUGAUAAUAUUGCUACGGAUUCAGUCCCUGCAACUCAAGGCUUUGUCGCACAGGAAUCAACACAAGAUGCCGAGACCCCGCGGCCGUCCAAAAGGUCUCGCAAGUCCAUUCGUCUUGAGGACCAGUCCGUUUCUACCGCCAUCGAUAGCACUCCCCAAAGCGCCCCUCCAGAUACCCGCUCCCGCAAAACACGGUCUCAGAAACAUGCAUCUGAGGCGUCUCAACCUCAACCUUCAAGCAUUCCAUCGGAGGAACAUGGCGAUACUGAACACUUACCACCUCAUGUCGACCUGGACAUGGUUCCCGAGAGCCUCAUUACAGAAGACCAACCGAGGCAGAACACCCCUCUUGUUUCUACCGAAGAGGCAACUGCCACUCAAGUCUCUGAAAUGGAGCAGGCCAUUGAGCCUGUAGCAAAACCAGACAUCGAGAUGGACAUCGACAUGGAUGCAGUACAGCAAUCCGGUGAAAUAGUCGAGCAAACUGCAAGUGUUACCACCACGGGUACCCAAACCCAAGACACACCUCCCGAACCCAAAUCCGACAUCAGCGAACAACGCAUCCCCCAAUCCCUGAUGAAUAUCUUGGGUGAAAUGGAAAUAACAACUUUGUCUCCGAGUGCUUUCCGCAAGGUCGAUGAUAUUCUCUUCAAAAUCCGCUGCGCAGCACACAAUGCAUACGAGCGACACAAUACUUCAGCAUAG